AUGGAGGUCGCGCUCGCCCCCGUUGCCGCGAGCUGGAAGCGGGACGGGGUAACGAUGUCGUCGGACAUGAUGACCGACCGUUGUGGCCGCCCGCAGGCCAACGUGCUCCUUGUCAACGACUCCGGCGCAGUUUUCGAGCAGGCGGUGGAUUGCAACAUGGAGUCGAAGACCGGGGGGUACAUCGCCAGCCUUCUCCGCCCCGUCAUUGAUGAGGUGGGGCCGGAGAAUGUGGUGGCGGUCUGCACCGAUGGCGGCAGCAACUAUGCAUCGGCCGCCAAGAAGAUUGCGAGCACAUGGCCGCACAUUGAGCAUGUGCCAUGUGCCACGCAUGUCCUGGACCUGAUGAUGGAAGAUAUGGGCAAAAUGGGAUGGGCGAAGGGGCUUGUGGAGAAAAGAGGGGAGAUGAUUACCUUCGUGCGCAACCACCACUUUACCCGUGCCUAUAUGAAGAAAGUGGGGGGGAAGCAGGUGCUCAAGCCUGCGGGAACCAGGUUCGGGACACAAUACAUAGCCAUGGCCCGGCUAUGUGAGGUGAGGAGUGGGCUGGCGGCGAUGGUGCUCAGCGACGAGUGGAAGGUGUGGGCAGCGGCGGACAAGGAUAGGAAGACAGCAGCUGAGAAAUUCAGGGCUGCUGUGAUGGAUGAGGAGUGGUGGGGGGUGGCGGAGUUCUUUACCUCUCUCAUGGCGGUGCCAUUCAAGGCCAUGCGGGCCACGGACUCUUCCGCGAAAGGCAUGAUGGGUAAGCUGUAUGACAUCAUGCUACAGCUUACCGAGGACAUCAAUGACAAGCUCGACGCUUCAAGUGACUUCUUGACUCGGACAGAGAGGGCAGACAUCACCAAGAUUGUGAAGGACAGGUGGGACAACUCCCUUGCCUGCCCCAUGCAUGUGGUUGGCCGGAUCCUGAAUCCGGCCAACCAGGAGGAGGGAAUUUUCAGGAACGAUGUGGAGUGCACGCGGGUGUUCAAGGACUACAUCGAGCGCCACUAUGACAACAAGACCUUCAAGCGUGGCAAGGAUGGCGCCCCUCGCCGCGCCUCCCUUGUGCUGCAGGAGGCAUUGCUGGCCUACAUCAACAUGGAGGGCAGCUUUGGCAAGCCGGGCGCCAUUUCUGCAAGGGAGGCAGUGAAGAAGGGGGAGAUGAGCAUGGUGCAGUGGUGGUCGUGGCACAGCACCGAGUAUCCUGAGCUUGCCGCCCUCGCAUGCCGGGUGCUCACUCAGCCCGUCUCGGCUUCCCCAUGCGAGCGUGGCUGGGCGCAGUGGGAAGGCAUCCACACCGCCCGCCGCAACCGGCUCGGGUCCGCCAAGUGUGCGGACCUCGUCUACAUUGCGCACAACUGGAACGUUGUGCGCAAUUGGUACAAGAAGGAUGGGGGCAGCACGGUUGUGCUCGGUAACAUCCCGGAUGCCCCUAUCCCCCCCGGCUAUAACAUGGAUGAGGAGGAGGAUGACAUGCUGGGGGAGGAAGGAGAGGAUGCAGUGCUGGCGGAUGAGUAUGGGGAAGGUGUGGUGGUGGAAAAGCCCCGCAAGGAAAUCGGCAAGGGCAUCAACGUGGUCUUCAACUCGGCCUUCCAGUCCGUGUCAGCAUUCGCCAACGCGGGGUUCGGACUAAUGGACGAGAACCUCAUUCCCUUCCAGCGCAAUGUGCCGUACCUGCUGGUCAUGGCCGUGCUGAUCCUGCAAGAAGGACAGCAGCCGAUGGUGAGUGCUGUAUGGGCCGUGGGAGGGGAGAUAGAAGCGCCUGCUUCUGCUCCUGCUGGUUGUGGCCGUGCUGAUCCUGGUGGGCAACACCAUGUACGCCCCCACGCUCAGAGGCGUGCCGGCGCUGCUUCACAGGACGAGCAGGAAGGGCAGCAGCCGAUGGUGAGUGGGCUAUACCAUUCCCCCCUUUCCUUCCCCCUCUCUUCCCUCCUCUCUAUUCCCCCACUCCCCUUCCGCCCAUCAGGCACAUAA
This is a messenger RNA of Closterium sp. Naga37s-1, 1953 nucleotides long. The record is from the annotation of a GenBank genome assembly. Lineage: Eukaryota; Viridiplantae; Streptophyta; Zygnematophyceae; Desmidiales; Closteriaceae.